GUUUUCUUUUUCCCAAACCGCCCACAUUAAUUACCGAGAAGCCCUCAGCCUCGGCUAUUUUUAUACAUGCACUCCCACACCGCUCACACUGCACUUGCUCUUACUCACUCUCUCGCCCAAGCCCGAUCUCCGACGAGCAGUCACCGUCCACCAUGGCGGCGGCCGCACAACCGCCAAACAUAGCUCUAUUCAUUCUCUUCCUCCCCACCAUUCUGGUCGCCGGCAUGGAGUACCAAUCCUUAGUUGUAACGCCGCUUCAGAUUCGCCCAGCUCUCCGCCCUCACGACGAUCUCCUUUCCUGGACCUCCAAUGUGGAAACCCUAACAAGGGAGGAUGCCGCCACCGCUGAAACCAAAACUUCUCUCCGCAUCGAUCUAGCCCACCGCGACUCACUCCUUUCCGGUAAUCACACGCCGGAGCAAGCUUUCCAACUCCGCCUUGACCGCGAUGUCGCUCGGGUGUCAAAGAUCGAGGAAACCCUAGCAUCGGCUGCUCCCAUCGGACCGGGGCCAGUCUCUGGAAAUCGUUCGCGCCGGGGACGGAGAAGCUUUAGCAGCGCGGUGGUCUCUGGGCUUGCUCAAGGCAGCGGUGAGUAUUUCACCCGGAUCGGGAUCGGAACUCCGGCGAGGUACGCAUACAUGGUCCUCGACACUGGUAGCGACGUGGUUUGGCUACAAUGCGCUCCAUGCCGGCGAUGUUACACUCAAUCCGACCCGAUCUUUGACCCCCACCUCUCCAGCUCCUUCGCCGUCGUCCCCUGCGGUGCUGAUCUCUGCCACCGCCUUGACGUUGCCGGAUGCGACACUCGUCGUCUCUCCUGCCUCUACCAAGUUUCCUAUGGCGACGGAUCCCUCACCACCGGCGAGUUCGCGACCGAAACCCUCACAUUCCGCGGCGGCGUCCGCGUCGCCCGCAUUGCGCUGGGCUGCGGCCAUGACAACGAAGGGCUUUUCGUCGCCGCUGCCGGCCUUCUCGGCCUUGGCCGCGGCAGCCUCUCCUUCCCGACCCAAGCCGGCCGCAGAUUCAACCGUCGGUUCUCGUACUGCCUCGUCGACCGUACAUCUUCGACCUCCGCCGCCUCCACCGCCCGGACUUCUUCCGUGGUCUUCGGCGACGCGGCCAUACCGAGGGCGAAGCUGCCGUUGACUGCGUUCACACCCAUGUUGCGGAAUCCGAAGAUGGACACUUUCUACUACGUGGAGGUGACGGGGUUGAGUGUGGGGGGGACAAAGGUCGCCGGAGUGACCGAGUCGGAGUUGCGGCUGGAUCCGGCGACUGGUAGGGGAGGGGUGAUCGUCGAUUCCGGCACUUCAGUGACUCGGCUCGCGAGAUCAGCCUAUGCUGCGCUGCGUGAUGCGUUCAAGGCCGGAGCGACAGAGUCAGGCCUAAAACUGUCCACGGGAGGAUUUUCGCUGUUUGAUACUUGUUACGAUCUCGCAGGGAAGACGGAAGUAAAAGUUCCGACGGUAGUGUUACACCUCUCCGGCGGUUCCGACGUCUCUCUGCCGGCGGAGAACUACCUGAUUCCGGUUGAUACAAGGGGGACUUUCUGCUUUGCGUUCGCCGGCACGGAUAGCGGCGUUUCCAUUAUCGGAAACAUUCAGCAGCAGGGCUUCCGGGUAGUGUUCGACGGCGCCGGCGGCCGUGUCGGCUUUAUUCCCCGUGGCUGCUAGUAGUGUGCCCGGUAUCCGUUACGUUUCUGAAGGGAUACUAUGGCCUUCGUUAAAUUAUUAUUAUUAUUAUAUGGUGUUUUGUCUUGUAGGUAAAGGAAAAGGGUCAAGUCGAGUGGCAGUCAAAGCUAAAGCCGGUCGGACCUGAGCUUCUUGGCUUCUUUUUAUUUGUUUUUCUUUUGGAUUGAUGUUUUUAUGUUUUAUUGUCUCUGGGCUUUUUUUUAGGGUUUGUUUCUUUGGGAGUUCUAACUGUUCGUUGCUAACUUAUGAGGACUGAUGCAAACAAAAAGGUUAUCUCUAUUAAAAGCUUUAUAUUUGAUUUA
Dendrobium catenatum is the source of this 1993-nucleotide messenger RNA. Its product is annotated as aspartyl protease family protein 2-like. The transcript has a single exon. Gene Ontology annotation, molecular function: aspartic-type endopeptidase activity. Lineage: Eukaryota; Viridiplantae; Streptophyta; Magnoliopsida; Asparagales; Orchidaceae. Bases 153 to 1673 code for a protein of 506 amino acids. Gene Ontology annotation, biological process: proteolysis. The record is from RefSeq and is a predicted model, not a curated record.